GGGGGGCGGGGCUUGCGGCGGGGAGCGACGUGGCCGGAGGCACCGCAGCGAUUGUAGAGCCGCGCUCGCCAUGCCAGGACCCAACCCCAGCGCCACCAGCGUCGGAUCCGCCGGCCGCUCUCCCAGCAAGGCGGUGGCUCCCCGCGCCGCGGGAUCCACCGUGCGGCAGAGGAAAAAUGCCAGCUGCGGGACAAGAAGUGCAGGCCGUGCCACUUCCACAGGUACUGGUGGGAUGUGGCGAUUCUACACCGAGGACUCUCCAGGGCUCAAAGUUGGGCCUGUUCCAGUUUUGGUCAUGAGUCUUCUUUUUAUUGCUUCUGUGUUUAUGCUGCACAUCUGGGGUAAAUACACCCGUUCAUAGACUCAGCUGCCAACUUAAAGCUUACAUUUUGGACCAAAAUGUGGUGGAUCCUGGUUGUUCUUGAAGAGAGACUCAGGAAGCUUCCUAUCACCUGUUGAAGUCCUGUCAACUUUGGCUCUAAUACUGAAUGGAUUUCUCAGUUUGCUAAUUGGGCAUAUUUAAAGUUUGUCAUCGGUCAUUUUAUAUUUGUAUCUGUACACUUAGAAUACAGGUAUUGCAAUAAAAGUUGUAUAUGGAAAUGCUAA
This is a messenger RNA of Cuculus canorus (common cuckoo), 606 nucleotides long. It is a transcript of the gene SEC61B, whose product is annotated as SEC61 translocon subunit beta. Lineage: Eukaryota; Metazoa; Chordata; Aves; Cuculiformes; Cuculidae. Gene Ontology annotation, biological process: intracellular protein transport. Bases 71 to 361 code for a protein of 96 amino acids. The transcript has 4 exons. The record is from RefSeq and is a predicted model, not a curated record. Gene Ontology annotation, cellular component: Sec61 translocon complex.